Molecule: messenger RNA, 3150 nt
Organism: Panicum virgatum (switchgrass)
Lineage: Eukaryota; Viridiplantae; Streptophyta; Magnoliopsida; Poales; Poaceae
Exons: 3
Coding region: 47-2935 (962 amino acids)
Source: RefSeq, a predicted model, not a curated record
CAGCAAUGAUUGAGUAGCUAGCUGCCCCAAGCUCAAGUCGAGAAGCAUGGCUGACCCACAGCAUCGUAGCAUUCGUGUGACACCGGAUCAACCUGGCGGAGGAGCUGCGGCGCGAUCAACAGCGGCGGCGCCAUGGGAGGCUGCUCAGAGGCGGCUGAACCGCUUCGUGCGCACCGUCGCGCUCGUGGAGAGGGCUGGCAACGGCCUCGGCACGCUGGCCUUCACGUGGGCAACCGUUGUCAUCCUCGGCGGGUUCUCCGCGAACCUGGGCCCGGAUUUCUGGUACGCCACGACCAUAGUGUUCCUCGAGGCUUUCAGGGUGUUUAGCCGCGAGAGCAGAUCUGAUGAUGAAUUGUUAUUCAAGACCACAGGAAGCAUUAGGCUGAAAAGGGUGAAGCUGAUAAGCAACGUACCCUAUUAUCUGAAUGUGGGGAUCGUGAUGGUAUGUCUGUACGGCACCCUGGAAUUUCUCCUCGUCCACUACAAAUACCUGCUUCCACAUCCAACUCAUCGCCUGCAAUGCCACUUCCUUCUUCUUGCCUCGUUACUAGCAUUAGCGAGCAUGGCGCAGCUUCCCGCAAUCGUCAAACACAUGAAGGAUCAUGUAUUCCUGCAAUCUAGCCCGCUGGUUGCAGUCCUCGCCUUCGGUGGUGUACUACUAUGGACCAAUGCUCCUCGGCGAGUCGCCGCCGUGGUUGUCGCGCCCCUUUUUGUUGGAUGCUUACAAUACAGUGUGAUAGGGGCCUGCCUGCGUAGAACCCAAAUCCUAUCUGAUGUUCCUGUUUGGCUCCGGAAACUGGGCACCUUGAUAUUCCCGGUUUGGAUAGCUAUUUCAGUGCCGAUCGCAUUCGGUCCUAUGGGCAUUCUCAUCCUGCUAGGGACACUCCUUGUAGGCAACAUCCAGAUUCCCGUGGCUCUGGCGCGAAUCGGGCUUUCAUCGAUGCGCCUGUCAGGCACGGAGAUCCAUAAGAUCCCCAACGAUGACAGCAACGAGCACCUUGCACCAGCACUGAAGAUUUUCUACAGCAUGGUGCUUGGCCAAGGAUCGCUCUACAUUCUCGCAUGCAUAGGCGAGUCUCUACUCUUCCCCUACCUUCGGAGAUCACUGGCGAGGGCACUAAGUGUCCUCGCAUACAAGGAGGGGUUUCAGUCUGUUGAUCUGUACUACGAGCAUGCCUACGACAGGUGUAUGCAAGACGGUGUGCUUGCCCAGGAGGACCUAAAUCUUGUCAGGUUCGCGGUGGACUCUCUCAACUCCAACUCACGCACCAGGAAGCUCGCCGCGGUCCAAAUUCUGCACUCCCUCCUCCUGCGACAAGAGGCAUCUAACGCAUUGCCUGUCUCAGAAAUAACCACCGCGUCCAAGGCGGUUGCCACCUUGAUCAGCAUGCUGAGCUGGACAGGUCCACAAGAUCAAGAUAUCAGGUUUUUCGCUGCAAAGAUUACCGCCGAGAUUGCUGGAGAUCUCCUAAUUGUUGGCAUCCCAGGCACAAUACAGAUGAUAUCUUCUCUUCUUGAUGUAAAGAAUGAUUUGGUCAUCAAGCAAGGCAUUACAGCUCAAAAGGUGGACGUCGAUGAACAGUGCACUGAUAAUUGGCAACCAAGUCACAGUUCAGCUUCCAGAGUGGACAUUAAGGGGGAGGAAGGUGGUUAUCAGACAACAACAAUACAGGCUAACUCAGCCCAUGCAGCAGUCAAUAAUUCAUGGAGCUCCAAAAUAUACAUAUUCUUGCAACACAUCAAGGACAUGCUGUCAGUUCCAAAUGAAGGAAAAGAACCUUGGAUGGAUGAGGAUUCAUUUCCUGUACAGGGGAUGAUAAUACUUAAAAAGCUCACUCAUGAUCUUGAUAACUGUGCAGAAAUCAGCAGAGCAACAGGUCUCAUCCCAAAGAUUGUAGGGUUAAUAAACUACACUACAGACACAACAAACAUGAGCGAAGAGCAACAGAAUAAGAUUACGACUACAUCCUUGAAGCUGGCUGCAAGGCUUGUCUGCGUCGAAGGAGAAGUUGGUAUUUCACUCAGGCACAAGAUCUUAGAGCAACCCUUUCUAUUGAGUAACCUCGUUGACAUCUUGGAGGACAGCAACGGACGUCUGGAACAAUGGGGGCCAGCAAUGAUUAUCAUUGCAAAGCUUUCUGCAGAUGAGGAAACAAGAAAGAAGAUUAGUGACUUCCAAGUGCUCAUCCCUAAGCUGAUGCAAACAUUUCUUUGUCGAGAUGGAUCUUCAAACACAUUUUGUGACCACGUUGUGCGAAUGGUGACAGGGGAAGCACUAUCAAAACUUACAAAGGAGAACAUUAGCUACUGCUCAUCUAUCUUAGAGGAAACAAGAUAUGAUGUUAUCGAGGAUCUCAAGAAUAUGCUUCAGGAAGAUGAGUAUACAUAUGUCACAGCAAAUAUGCUGGGGAAUCUGUGUGCACACUCCAAAGACAAGUUGUUCCAUCUUGAAUUAAGCAUGCAUUUGUCGCCCAUCCUGCAAGUGGUGUUGGCAAAAAUGAUGGAUACCAAGGGCAACAAGCAAUUGGAAGCCCUUCUCAUCCUUGCUUCACAGCUUUAUAAUCUGAACCCUGAACUAGAGUCACAUACCAAUGCAAGAAGACUUGUCCAGAAGUUAGUGGCAACACUCAACUCCAAUCAGAAACCUCAUCCUGAAUACCCAAGGAUGAGAAGGGCCGUAGUUGAGGUUGCAAUAUCCAUUAUGGAAUCCUGUCCACGCUACUCAAACAUAUUCAGAGAAGAAGGGAUGAUGGAAGCAUUGUCUAAGGUAGAGAUAGCCUUAUUGAAGGUGGAAAAGUACAAGGUCUUCUUGGGCAAUGUAGGAGAGGUUGUGGAGGGCAGCUUACAUCUGCUUGACCUGAUUGACAAAGCAAAACGGCUUAUAGGUUCCACAACUCAAACUUGGGAAACUCUCGAUCCAGGCAACCAUGCUUGAUUCAUCAUUACAUGGUGAAUAUGUUGUGUUGGGGGCUUGGACUAGACCAAGUGAUAUACCAAGGUUUUCUCCUUUACGAUCAGCAAAUGCCAUAACCUGAAACAAGAUAGAUGGUGUGGUAACUAAAUAACCUUUUGUGUUUGAUAACUGAAAUUAUGCUGCUGUUCAUGUAUUUAUUACGUACUUUCCUACAAAUAUUGGUCAUACUCAUGUCA